GCCUCAUAUGUAAUUAGCAGUAGCACCAUCGCGGCCGCAAUCGCCCCCAGCCAAGUUGCGGCCGGAGAUGGCAGCAUCUUCCCUAGCAUCGUCGCCCAUAUUGGCAUCAAAUAUAGCAGUGCCACCACCACCGCCACCCCCGCCUCCACCACCUUUACCUAUGAUGCCUUCUAAAGGAUCAGUGCCUGCGCCACCACCAACCAAGCCACUCAAAAAUGGAGCUGCUCCACCCCCACCACCACCACCACCUUUGCCUAUGAUGCCUUUAAAAGGAUCAGUGCCUCCACCACCACCACCCAAAAAUGGAGCUGCUCCACCACCACCACCUUUACCUAUGAUGCCCUUAAAAGGAUCAGUGCCUGCGCCGCCCCCACCCGUGCCACUCAAAAAUGGAGCUGCUCCACCACUACCGCCACCUCUAUUUGGUGCAGCAAAAAACUUAGGUCCGAAAAGACCAACUACCAGAUUAAAGAGAUCGGCCCAGAUGGGUAAUUUAUAUCGAGUUCUCAAGAAAAAGAUGGAAGGAACAAAUCAAGAAGGACCGAUUCCAGAAGGUAGAUCAUCUCAAGCGAGAAGAGGCCUGACUGGGAAUUCUAAUGGUGGAAAGCAAGGAAUGGCUGAUACCAUAGCAGAGAUAACAAAAAAGUCUUCAUACUUUCAACAAAUUGAAAAAGACGUAAAAAAACAUGCAAAAUCAAUAAUGGAGGUGAAAGGUGCCAUUACUAAUUUCCAGACCAAGGACAUGACUGAGCUGCUUAAGUUCCACAAAUACGUCGAAUCCCAUCUUGAGGACCUCAUUGAUGAAGGCCAGGUGUUAGCAAGGUUUGAAGGUUUCCCCACAAAGAAGUUGGAAACACUAAGGACAGCCGCAGCACUAUACUUGAAAUUAGAUGCUAUAGUGACCAACCUGAAAAUUUGGAAGGUAGUGGCUCCUUUGGGCCAACUCCUUGAUAGGAUUGAGCAUUACUUCAAUAAGAUCAAAGGAGAAGUGGAAGCAUUCGAACGAACCAAAGACGAAGAAGCCAAGAAAUUCCAGACUCAUAGUAUCAAUUUCGACUUCAAUAUCAUUAUUAGAAUCAAGGAAUCAAUGGUGGAUGUUUCCUCAAGUUGCAUGGAGUUGGCACUACAGGAGAGAAGACAAAUGAAAGCAGUAGAGAAUAAAGAGACUCCUGGUUCCAAAACUGAAAGACCAACCAAGGAUUGUACUACUAAACUGCUUUGGAAGAGUUUCCAUUUUGCUUUCCGGGUAUAUACUUUUGCUGGUGGACAGGAUGAUCGUGCGGAGCAGCUAACAAGAGAAUUGGCCCUCCAAAUAGAGUCUAAUCUUCAACAUCAAUAACCAAAUUUUCCCUAUAGAGAAACUAUCGGAUUGCAGAACAGAAAUAGAACACCAUGUAUAUAUUGAACAUAUAAUUUAGAAAACUAAAGGCAUUUUUAUUACAACUAAGAAUUUUCUGCAAUUAAGGGCAUUUUUACCCCUAUAUGUUAUUCACCUUUUAAACUCGUACUUGUAUUUAGCACACC
This is a messenger RNA of Vitis vinifera (wine grape), 1524 nucleotides long. RefSeq lists its product as uncharacterized. Gene Ontology annotation, biological process: chloroplast organization. The record is from RefSeq and is a predicted model, not a curated record. The coding region runs from base 68 to 1339 and encodes 423 amino acids. Gene Ontology annotation, cellular component: chloroplast outer membrane. The transcript is spliced from 5 exons. NCBI's taxonomy places the organism in Eukaryota, Viridiplantae, Streptophyta, Magnoliopsida, Vitales, Vitaceae.